This is a messenger RNA of Monodelphis domestica (gray short-tailed opossum), 3874 nucleotides long. RefSeq names its product regulator of G protein signaling 7 binding protein (gene RGS7BP). Lineage: Eukaryota; Metazoa; Chordata; Mammalia; Didelphimorphia; Didelphidae. The record is from RefSeq and is a predicted model, not a curated record.
AAAUCCAUACGUGUUUAGGUCCCAGCAUGUGCUAAUAUGCUCCGCUCUGAUGACACUUUUCGUUUCUAAUAAUAGAGCAGAUGAAGUAAUAUUUGCAAUUGAUGUUCCGGAGCAUUUGAUUGGAUAAGUGUAUAAACUGUAGGGGCGGGGGGGGGGGGGGAGGGGGGGGCUUGGAUUGAUGGAUCGCAUUAGUAUUCCUGUCCUAUCAAUGGACUGGGUUGCUAACAACGUCAGUCUGCCAGAUUCCCUGCGUCUACCAGUCCCGCCACGGGUCCAUUUGGGAUCCUCAAACAGAACAGCCCUUAGAGACGGGAUCCAGGCAAGCCAUUAGUCCCGAGGCCAGCUCGAAGGACAGACGGUCCUCUCAGGUCUGGGAAAGGGGGGAGGGAAGGAGGAGGCUGAAGAAACAAGUGCCGCUGCGGGAAGACACAAAAGCUGGAGCGACUCUUCUCCUUCCCCCCCUCCUCCCUUUCCACCCCCCGCUUCCUCCCCUCUACCCUUGCAGCUCAGGCUUUGAAAGCUGAUCCCCCUUCUGAAUGGAAACUCUGAACUGCCAGGCACUGUCGUCCUCGCCUCGCCUCCAGGUCCAUGCCGAGAGGAAGGCUCAGCGAUCCGCCGGCGCCAGGCUGCCCCUGCAGGGGCUGAGAUGCUGCUGAAGGCAACUUGACAUCCUUCGUCCGCGCCCGUAGUGGGAGCGAUGCUGCAAAGCACAGCGCCCGCUCGCCCAGCUCUCCUUCAAGCUGAAGGUUACCAGCAGCCGCGGCCGACGCCGCUACUGUGAGCGUCCAGGGAGAGGGACUCUGGCCGCCUCCUUGGCCGUGGUCCUCGGCGCGGUGGAUAGCUCUGGCCGCGCCUGCUGGGGAUCCGGGCAGCCCAGCCGCAGCUUCGGCUUGGUGGAUGUGUCUGCAUGAGUUCUGCACCGAAUGGGCGCAAAAAGCGCCCGGGCCGCUCCACUCGCUCCUCGAUCUUUCAGAUCAGCAAGCCGACGCUGCCGAGCGGGGACUGUGAGCGCAGGGGCAGCGGCUCCGAGAGCGCCCACAAGACCCAGCGAGCCCUGGACGACUGCAAGAUGCUUGUCCAAGAAUUCAAUACCCAAGUGGCCCUGUUUCGAGAGUUAGUCAUUUCUAUUGGGGAUGUCUCAGUCAAUUGUCCAUCUCUAAGGGCGGAAAUGCACAAGACCAGAACCAAAGGAUGUGAGAUGGCCAGACAGGCCCAUCAAAAACUUGCUGCAAUCUCGGGCCCAGAAGAUGGUGAGAUUCAUCCGGAAAUCUGCAGGCUUUACAUCCAGUUGCAGUGCUGCUUAGAAAUGUACACCACGGAGAUGCUAAAAUCCAUAUGUCUGCUAGGAUCUCUUCAGUUUCAUCGGAAAGGAAAGGAGCCUGGAGCAGUGAUCAAGAGCUCGGAAUGCAAAACUGAUGAGGGUCCCGAAGUCCCCAUUCUGGAGGAUACUCUGUCUUCAGCAGUAGACAUUCAGCACCAUUCCUGGCAGGUUUCCACGGAUAUUGAGAAUACUGAAAAAGACAUGCGAGAAAUGAAAAACCUUUUAAGCAAACUCAGGGAGACUAUGCCUUUACCAUUGAAAAAUCAAGAUGACAGCAGCCUCCUGAACCUGACUCCUUAUCCACUAGUUAGAAGACGGAAGAGAAGAUUCUUUGGUCUAUGCUGCCUCAUCUCAAGCUAGAUAAUGUCCCACAAAACUCCCCCAUGAAAGCCAGAACAUCAAAGAAAUAGAUGUCAUUUGCUCUCCAGAUGGAUAAACCACACAGUUAUUGGUUAUUGACCAUGUUUUCUAUACUUCCCUCUUAAUUUUCUUCCUUCCCUGUUCAAAAGUCUUAUACUUUAAUUACUGUCUAGAACCAGAGAGAGAACAGAUUAAAAAUGGAGGAUGUUUUUAAAGGGAUUUUUUAGAUGACCUAGUGCAUGUCUGCUCUAAACCAUACAAUGACUAGAUGCAAGAAUUAUGAUUUUAAAGUUAUUCUAAGUUUUUUAUGUAUUGUAUAAAUUUCAAAUGAUUUCAUGUACAGUAGCAUAAUUAUAGCUCUUACUAGUCUCAUGUUAAUACUUUAUCAUAUAUGAAAAGAGUCUUUAAACAUAGAAAUCUAUUUAAAAUUACAAAACAGUGUUCGAGGUCAACGUUAUUAAAUCACUAGAAGUAAUAUCGUUAAGAAAACCUAUACUGACUCCUCUCCUAUUGCUUUCUCUGCUGUCAUUCAUGUCUAGUCUUCCACUCUGUCAGAAUUUAUCCAAGAGCUUCAAAAUAUAAAUAUCUUAAUUUGUAAUGCUAAAAAAUAUAUGGAGGCUAUUAAAAAUUUGUAAAUACACAAUAAUCCUGAUAUCUUCGUACAAUGCAUAUGAGCAUAUGAGUAACUAAUUUCCUUUUGAUCCAAUGAUGUCUUUUUUCAAUUUCUUGGAGAAUGGCAUAAUUCAGUUAGGAAAUGAUGUAGUCAACUAUACAAUUACCCUCAAAUAUAAAAUGAAGUUAUUAUCACAUUUCAUUUUAAUUGAAAUUCGAAGCAUGGUGUCUGCACAUCAGCAUAGUGUUAACUCUUCUAGGGCAUGCUGGAAUUAGCUCAGAUUGUAAAAUAUUUAACAUUUUACAUUGUUAAUAAAAUUUUUUUAGUUAAGCAAAGCCUGUCUUAUUUUAGAUGACUAUUGAGAUAAAAAAUCCCCUGACUCUGCUUAGUGAGUGGUCAUAUCAUUAGGAAAUACACAUGGGAUUUGAAGUCAGAGGAAUCUGAUUCAUACCCUGAUUCUACUGCAUACUCUUCUGGUGACUGACCUUGGGCAAGUCAGUUAUCAUCUUUAGACCUCAGUUUCCUCAUCUGUAAAAAUGGAGAGGGAAUGAUAGACUGUAUGACUUUCCAGCUGGUUGGUCCUUUCCAGAUCUUUCAUCUAUGAUUUAAUUAUUCUGUAAACUUUUGGAGAGAAAGAAUGAAGCAGUAUUAUGGAUAGGGAGGGGGGAAAUUUUUCUGAACCUCCUCCCCAUUAUCACAGUUUGAAGUCUACCAUUUUUCACUGAUUUCUUUUUGGCCCUCUUCCCAGAAAAAAAAAAAAACAACUCCUUUUGAAUUAAAAUAUCAGGUCCUUUUUACCUCCAGUCCCUUAUUUUCUGGGUUUGGAAUUUUUUUAAAGAGGUAGGAAGUGUAGACAAGAGGCAGCAUUGUUUAUCAUUCUACAGGAAUGGUAUUGCUCCAUCAUUGUGAAAAACUAGAACCAUAUACCACAUUUUCCAAGAUAGUCUCUGAUCUAACCCUGUGCUUCUCUGUCUCUGUCUAUCUCUUCAUCUGUCUCUCUCUGUCUGUCUCUGUCUCUCUCUCUGUCUCUCUCUCUGUCUCUGUCUCUCUGUCUGUCUCUGUCUCUGUCUCUGUCUCUCUCUCUCUCUCUCUCUCUCUCCCUCCAUCCCCUCUCUAUCAAUUAAAGUUUUGUUGAUAUCUUUUGUUUCUUUAUGGAGCCUUUUCCUGAAUGUACCACACCAUCUUUAGAAUUCUCCCUGGCAACCAUGAAAACUAGUUAAGCAAAACCAAAUGAUGCAAUAUGCCAUACUUGUAAUCUCCUACAUUCUCUAUGAGAAAUGGGAAUUAGGUUUCACUAUCUGUUUUCCAGCACCCUCUAUUUCAACCCCUAAUGUUUGUUGUUAUGUACUUAGGUCUUUGUUCCUCCACAGAAGUCUUCCAUGGACUCAGGGUAGUAUAAAGUUGAUCCUGCAGGUUAUGCCAAAGGAGUGAACCUUUCUAUAUGUCUGUUGAGCCUGACUAUGUGUCUAUUAAGCCUGACUAUGUGUUUAUUAUGUAAGAAUGAUCAAAACUCACUUUAAAGAGGUCUCUAAACAAUGACUGACCAUCUGGUAAUAAAUCUGUUUUUUUUGGUCAAACUA